CAUAUUAUUAUCGAGGAUGCGUUCUAUCUGAAUAUUUAUACUGGUCCAAUUUACGUUGCCACACUUGCCAAUCUUGCCAGCCUAAUACUUAUUGUUGUCUUUUUCAAAGAUAAACCAACUAUUCAUCAACCAGUACCUCAAAAUGAAUACAAGUGCUCCAGCAAGUCCGAUAUUGCACAGAAGGUGGUGCAGAGGUUUAGCACGUCGUGUCCGGAUGUGAAUUUUAAAUGCAGUCUUGUUGAAGCAAGUCGCCGUAGAUCAUCGCAAGCGGUGGCAGCGCUGACAACAGACAUGAGGGCAUUUGACUUGUCACUGGCUUUAUCCUGCAUUCUUGUUCGAAUGGUUGCUACUCUGACAAUCACUACAAUUCAAACGUAA
Molecule: messenger RNA, 378 nt
Organism: Gongylonema pulchrum
Lineage: Eukaryota; Metazoa; Nematoda; Chromadorea; Rhabditida; Gongylonematidae
Source: the annotation of a GenBank genome assembly